AUGAAGUACUCCUUCGCCGUCACCAUGUGGUCGCUGCUGGUCAGCCAGGGUAUGGCUCACAUGGCCAUGACCUACCCUCCUCCUCUGCGCUCCAAGGAGAACCCGUUUUCCACCUCGGCCAACAUCGACUACAGCAUCACCAGUCCUCUGAGUGCUUCGGGCAGCGACUUCCCCUGCAAGGGCACCCUCAACCUCCUGGGAACUGCGGCUGCCCAGUCGGUCGCUACCUGGCAGGCCGGUCAGCAGUACAACAUGACCAUCGCCGGCGGUGCCAACCACAACGGCGGUAGCUGCCAGGCUGCUCUCUCUUACGACAAGGGCCAGACCUUCACCGUCAUCCACAGCUACAUCGGUAACUGCCCUCCCGCUGGCACCUCGUCCUUCAAGUUCACGGUCCCCGCCGACGCUCCUGCCUCCUCGGAUGCCCUCUUCGCUUGGACCUGGUUCAACAACGUUGGCAACCGCGAGUUCUACAUGAACUGCGCCGUCGUGACCGUCACUGGUGGCAGCAGCGGUGCCUCAAGCAGCGCCACUUCCUCGUUCAGCAGCCGCCCCAAGAUCUUCGAGGCCAACAUCGGCAAUGGCUGCAGCACUGCUGAGGGCUCUGACGUCGCGUUCCCCAACCCCGGCCCGGAUGUCGACAACACUUCCAGCAAGACCGCGCCCCCCUCCGGCAACUGCGCUGCCGCUGCUGGCGGUGGCUCCGGUGGUGGCAGCUCUGCCGCCCCCGCCAACCCCGUCGCUUCCAGCGCUCCGGUCGCCAGCAACCCUGUCGCUGCACCCUCUUCUCCUGCCGCGGCUCAGCCUAGCGUUGUCGCUCCCGUCUCCUCGGCUAUCCAGAGCGCGCCUCAGUUCAGCCUUGCGCCCACCACUGGCGCCGCUACAGGCUCUCCCGUCGCCACUUCGCUCCCUGGCGGCGUCUUCAUUCCCGUGUCCAGCAGCAGCGUCUCUUGCGACUCUGAGGUGGAGACCAAGACCACUCUCGCUACCAUCAGCAGACCGGCUCAGACCAACGCUGCUCCCACGGCUAGCGACAUCGUGCCUGUCCCCACUCCCACUGCCCUUCCCUCGGGCGGUGCCAAUGCUCCAGGCUCCAUGACUCCUGGCCUUGCCUGUACCGAUGAGGGCCAGUGGCUCUGCAUCGAGGGCACUCACUUCCAGCGAUGCGCUUCCGGACGGUGGUCGGUUAUCAUGAGUAUGGCUGCUGGUACCAAAUGCCAGUCCGGAACCACUGAGUUCGUCACCUGGGCCAAGAAGAGAAACCACAAGAGAGCCCACGUCCGCCGCUUCCGCUCUGGACACAUCUGA
Colletotrichum chrysophilum is the source of this 1308-nucleotide messenger RNA. RefSeq lists its product as uncharacterized. NCBI's taxonomy places the organism in Eukaryota, Fungi, Ascomycota, Sordariomycetes, Glomerellales, Glomerellaceae. Bases 1 to 1308 code for a protein of 435 amino acids. The record is from RefSeq and is a predicted model, not a curated record. The transcript has 3 exons.